CUCUCUGUUUUCGCAUCAACAGAGUGAUGAUAUAUCACAAAUCAAAUCAAAACAGAGGAGAGCCUCAAUUUAUUUUGACUAUAUAACUUUGACAAACCCCCAACGGGUCUAUUCUCUCUUUUUUUUUACACCUAUCUUGUGACUCUCCCAAUCCAAUCACAGAAUCUCUGCCCUUCUCUCUCUCUCUCUUUUCUCCUUUGGGAAUUAUUACAUCCAUGACCUCUUUCUCUGUCUCUCAUUAAUCUCAAAUCUUCUUAGGUUUUUUUGUAGGCUUUCCGUUUUUCCUUUUAUAGUAGACAUAAAUUUUGUUUUCUUUUUCUUUUGACCCCUUUCGCUAUAUUUAGUAAACAAGAUUUUGUCCGAAGGGUUUAGGGUUUAACAGUAGAUUUCGUACGAUACUCAGAAGUCAGAAACGUUUCUUGAAUUUAAGUUACACUAUUCUUUAAAAAGAAAAGAACUUAACAGUGUCUUCCAGAACUAGAGAGAUGUCGUCUUGUCUAAGCGGCGGGGCCGCUUACAUGGUAAAAUCGCCACCGUCACACAACACUCCUUCGCCGUCAUCUACAAUAUCCGAGUCAAACUCUCCUCCGUUCUUAAUCUCCACGAGAAGACCACGAACUCCACGGAAACGUCCUAACCAAACAUACGACGAAGCUGCGGCUCUUCUCUCCACCGCUUACCCAAACAUCUUCUCUUCCAAGAAAUCAAAAACUCAUACUUUCGGCUCCACUAAAUCUCCUCUCAGUGAUUACGACGAAGCUUCUCAGUUGCUUCUUCCGUUUGACUCCAUCGAAGAGUCCGAGUUUCUGUUCAACCCCACGGUUCCAACGAAAGCAGAACACUUCUUGGAGCGUAAAGAUGUCAGUUUUAAUGACGACUCAGAGGCGAAUGGGUUUGGGAUUUUCGAUGACUUCGACGCGGGAUCGAUUCUUGAUGAGGAGGUUGAAGAAGGGAUCGAUAGCUUUAUGGGGAGUAUUGAAUCCAACCAAGGAGAGAAUUCCUACAGAAUAGGUCGAUUAGAGGAAAUUAUGAAGAAUGCUUGGAACGGAAGGUUUCGAUUAGGGCUCGGUUUGAGGAGUUCUCUCAGGGAACACGACGACGACAAGAACUGGUGCAAAUUUCCCACUGUAGAAUUUGAUCAGAUCUCGCCGAGAAUUCAGACCGCCGCCGCCGCCGCCGCAGCAGCUGAUGUUGGUGUCGUUGAGAGCAGCAAGAGUAAGACCAUUGUUACGACGGCGGAGGGAGACAAGAAAAAGAAAAAGAAGAAGAAGAAGAAGGUGACUCCGGCGGCGGAGAGCUCCGGAGAUCCGUUGCCAAGUCUGGAACAGAGAGUGAGUCCGUUGCUGAAGCUCGACUACGAUGGGGUUUUAGAGGCUUGGUCGGGUAAGGAGUCGCCGUUCUCCGACGAGUUUCUUGGUUCAGACGCCGCAGGAAUCGACCUACAUGCACGCUUGGGUGAGAUAGAUUUGUUCGGAGAGAGUGGAAUGAGAGAAGCAAGUGUUUUAAGGUAUAAAGAGAAGAGGAGGAUUCGACUCUUCUCCAAAAAAAUCCGGUAUCAAGUUAGCAAACUCAACGCCGAUCAACGCCCACGUAUGAAGGGAAGAUUUGUGACGAGGCCCAAUGCAAGGAAUUUAAGCGGGAUACGAGUAUAAGAAUAAGAGCCUAAAGAACUUGAGGAGCUCUUUGAUUCUUGUUUUGUUUUGUUUUUUGCAGACUUUGCAAAUUCGUCCUCCCCAUUUUUUUGUCCUUUUUCAACUAGCCCCUCUUGUUUGUUUGUUUUUUUUGUCAUAAGGGAAUGGGGAAGAAAUUAGUUGAUUCGAAACAGUAAAGAAUGAGAAUGAAUACGUACAACCUAAUUUAUUU
Camelina sativa (false flax) is the source of this 1863-nucleotide messenger RNA. Its product is annotated as protein CHLOROPLAST IMPORT APPARATUS 2. The record is from RefSeq and is a predicted model, not a curated record. Gene Ontology annotation, biological process: regulation of DNA-templated transcription. Gene Ontology annotation, cellular component: nucleus. NCBI's taxonomy places the organism in Eukaryota, Viridiplantae, Streptophyta, Magnoliopsida, Brassicales, Brassicaceae. Gene Ontology annotation, molecular function: protein binding.